CAAGCUUUUUUGGUUGUUCGGCUGAAUGCUCCUUCUGUUUUUCGAACUUGCUGCCGAUAGAGUGACCUCGAGGGACUUUCGGGCUGUCUUUUACCUGUCAAUGAGGCUGCACUCGAAUCUUCCUAAUCUUUUCACUCUCCAGAAUGCGAAACAAAGUACAAUUUUAAUUGCACUGAAAAUCUCGUUGGAUACAGAUACAUAAAAAACUUGUCUGGGCUCAUCUUUUUAAAUGUAUGAGCAUUCUUACCAGGUUUUAAUCAGGUCUACUAUUCUUUAGAUGCAUAUGUUUUCUGGAAUAUUAUUUGUCAUUGUUAAAAAAAUAACUAUGUUGUCUUCUGUUAUCAAAUUAUUCAUCGCUAUCAACGUCAUCAUUUGCUCCCAGCUUUCCUUUGCUGAAGUGAACAAAAUAGAUACUCGAGUGGUUACCAUGGGCGUGGUCCUCGAAGGUCAUGUCAUCAAUGAAGAUCUUCUUCACGACUCGUUCACACGCGUUGCCAAAGAUUUCAAAGGACUGCGAUUGGACAAGAAAAUCAUCCGAUCUAACCUAUACGACACAUAUGGCAUCAUCCGACAAGUUUGUCACGAGAUGAAAGUGUCCCAUGUUGGGUUUCUCGUAUCAAUGACUACAUGCACGACUUACUCCGCUCUUGCCUCGUUGGCUGACGAGAAGAAUAUCAUCCAUAUUGCACUGGACUCAGACAGGUGUCCAAAGUACGACACUCAACCGAAUCCAAUUUCUCAAUUCAGCUUCCCUUUCCGCAUCAACACCACUGACACUGUGGACACCAUUCUGGCAGAGGUUAUCCGGGCUGAGCAGUGGCCUAAUGUAGUGCUCCUAUACGACGAGACAUUCGCCCGCAAACGAGCGCUCAACAUCAAACAAAGGAUCCAAGAUUACUCCAAAGACAUCCGGUUCCACGAAGUGAAGAUGUUUUUCCAAACUGGAGAUCACAGAAAAACAUCAGCUUCUUCACAGGUGGACUUUCUCGGGCGUCGCUUUGAUGACAUCAUCGAGGACGGGGAGUUCUUCAAUUUCAUCAUCCUCGCCUGCAGAGUCAACACUGGCAAGAUACUAGCACUAGCCGAACAGAGACAGGUCAAAGGAAAAGCGUACAAUUGGAUAGUCGCCAACCAAGAAUUGAGAACAUCGGAUCUGAAGAUAAAACGAAACGAGACGAGAACCCUCUUGAUUUCUCGCAAACGCCGCUACGUCACUGAUUUUGACACGGAGGAACCGUACCCUCCGACAAGCACCGUGUGGCCCCUAGACCGAAGCAUAGAGUACUUCGAAGACGUUUUCAGACUCUUCGCAAUGACUGUAAACGCAACGGGAAAUAAGAUAAACUUCGGCGAACUUCAGGCAGUUUCAUGUUUUGAUCCCGAUGACUAUAUUACGACGUUUAGAAGUGGGAGGAAGUUGAGCCUUGUUUUGAGACAGACUUCGAGCUUCGCUGGAGCAACAGGGUUUAUUGAGCUGAAUGCACGGACAAACUCUUUCAUCGACCACCUGUCUCUGAACCUAUUCAGAAGCAGCUACCCGAUUGGUCGGUCCGAUAAUUCAGCUAGCCAAUCACGAUCUUGGAACAGGAGCUCAGCCAAUAGGAAUGCAGGAGCGAGUACUCUCACUUGGCAGCUUGUGGGUAGAAAGUGGUAUGGCUAUGCGUUGAAUUUGUCGACUGAGAAACCGUUUGAAGUCAGUUUCAAGAAUCUUGCCGACGCUACUUUGCGAAUUGUGACAAUUGAGGAGCAUCCAUUUGUCAUUAAAAAGGUGAGUCAAGAUGGGAAGGUGCAUUACGAGGGAUGUUGCAUUGACAUCCUCAGAGCCAUUCAGAAGGACCUCAAAGAGGAGACAUUCCGAUAUGAGAUAUAUGAGGUGGCCGAUAACCAGUACGGCACCCUGGACAACCAGGGGAGUGGCGGUGGGGGAGGGGGAAGAUGGACUGGGCUGGUGGGUGAUGUAUUAUACAAGAGGGCAGACAUGGCAGUAGCAGGCAUGAUCAGGAACUACGACAGGGAACUGGUCGUCGACUUCACGGCUUCAUAUAUGGACUACGGAGUGUCAAUUCUGAUCCCUCGGCCGAAAAAGACGACCAGCAUCUUUGGAUUCCUCGAACCACUCACAGUGCAGGUGUGGAUCUGUAUAUCUGUGGCCACUUUCGGGGUGGGUCUGAUGCUGUUCGUUCUCUCUCGUCUCUCCCCCUUCUCACGAUUCAACAUACUCGGCACAGACGAGUUCAGCUUCAACAACUCCAUGUGGUUCGCCCUAGCAUCACUCAUGCAACAGGGUGGGGAUGCCACACCGCUCUCCAUCUCUGGUCGUAUUCUGGGAACAUUCUGGUGGUUCUUCACACUCAUCAUCAUCGCCACCUACACAGCCAAUCUGGCCGCGUUCCUGACAGUGACCAGAAUGGAGACCCCAAUUGAGAGUCUGGAGGACUUGGCAGAGCAGACCAAAGUACCCUAUGGGACUGUGAGUCCCAGCAGUCUGGCCGAGUUCUUCCGCAGCCAGGCGAGUGUGGACUCCCUGUAUGAGAAGAUCUGGAACUACAUGGACUCUGCUGAACCCUCCCCCAUGGUCAAGGACGAGGUCGAGGGGUUCAACAGAGUACUCGAAGGAAAUUACGCGUUCUUGUGGGACGACCCGGUGUUGCAGUACCAGCGCAAACUGCACUGUCAACACCUAACAACAGUCGGGAAGCCGUUCAAUAGGAAGAACUACGCGUUCGCCGUACCUAAGGGCACUGCAUUUCUGGAGACGAUCACGAUGAGCAUUUUGAGACUACAGGAGUCGGGGGAGCUGGACAAGAUCAAACAGAAGUGGUUCGAAGGAGAGACCACCUGCUCAGACGAUGACUCAAUUGGCAGUGGUAAAGAGGCGGAGGGCAUUGCGAUCAAAAACGUGGCAGGCGUCUUUUAUAUUCUGGGCAUGGGUGCCGGUCUGUCUUUCUUCACGGCUGUGGUGGAACUGCUCUGGCACAAGUACCUCACAGCAGCUGCUGCCACAGCCAAUUCAGCUACCAACACAGAGGCCAGAAAAGGAUAGAAAGAGAGAGAGAGAGAGAGAGAGAGAGAGCGAGAGAGAAACUGGAUUAAAAACAGACGCAGGGGCGGAUUUGGGAUUUUUCUAAUUUUCUUGGACACCCAAAUAA
Symsagittifera roscoffensis is the source of this 3149-nucleotide messenger RNA. Its product is annotated as glutamate receptor ionotropic, delta-2-like. Gene Ontology annotation, biological process: synaptic transmission, glutamatergic; monoatomic ion transport; modulation of chemical synaptic transmission. The transcript has 18 exons. Gene Ontology annotation, molecular function: transmitter-gated monoatomic ion channel activity involved in regulation of postsynaptic membrane potential; glutamate receptor activity. The coding region runs from base 278 to 3043 and encodes 921 amino acids. The record is from RefSeq and is a predicted model, not a curated record. Gene Ontology annotation, cellular component: postsynaptic density membrane; plasma membrane. Lineage: Eukaryota; Metazoa; Xenacoelomorpha; Acoela; Convolutidae.